AUGUAUGAGUAUGCAGUUAUUUUAAUAGUCCUAAGCCUAAUAAAGGCUGCAGUUGCCAUUGGUGGUUUGGCUUUUUCUCUUGUUCGUGUUCCAACUGAGGUUGUUAAGCAAAGAAUGCAAACUGGACAGUUUAGUUCAUCUGCUGCUGCUGUCCGUCUCAUUGUCGCCAAGGAGGGUUUCAACGGUCUAUAUGCGCUAUGUAAUGGAUAUAAAUCCUUCCUAUUGCGAGAUUUGCCAUUUGAUGCCAUACAAUUUUGCAUAUAUAAGCAGCUUCGGAUAGGCUAUAAGUUAACGGCCGAAAGAGAUCUGAAUGAUCCAGAGAAUGUUAUGCUUGGUGCUUUUGCUGGUGCUGUAAUUGGAGAAGUUACUACUCCUCUGGAUGUUGUAAAAACCAAAUUGAUGGUUCAAGUUCAAACAAUCUACCUUAUUUAUCACUCCCCAUGA
Messenger RNA from Prosopis cineraria, 444 nucleotides. RefSeq names its product probable S-adenosylmethionine carrier 2, chloroplastic. Gene Ontology annotation, cellular component: mitochondrial inner membrane. NCBI's taxonomy places the organism in Eukaryota, Viridiplantae, Streptophyta, Magnoliopsida, Fabales, Fabaceae. The transcript has 5 exons. Gene Ontology annotation, molecular function: S-adenosyl-L-methionine transmembrane transporter activity. The record is from RefSeq and is a predicted model, not a curated record. The coding region runs from base 1 to 444 and encodes 147 amino acids.